Molecule: messenger RNA, 4872 nt
Organism: Stegostoma tigrinum
Lineage: Eukaryota; Metazoa; Chordata; Chondrichthyes; Orectolobiformes; Stegostomatidae
Product: disintegrin and metalloproteinase domain-containing protein 19-like
Exons: 12
Coding region: 1-1728 (575 amino acids)
Source: RefSeq, a predicted model, not a curated record
AUGUCCGUCAUCGACAAGGCACAAGUCAGUUCUGUGGUGGGAUCCUCCCCGCUUGCCCCUGAUGGGCCACAGCCCCAAAAACAUCAACACCAUUCUGGCUCCCAGGAGCCUGGGGGUCCUGCUGCAGAGUCCCUUACUCCCACUCCUGUUUUCCAGAGAACCAUUCCCACGCUUCUUCAGUUCGUGCGCAGCAAGACGCUGCUUGGGGAAUUCCUGCAGAAGGGCGGAGGAAUGUGCCUGUUCAACCUGCCAGACCUGAGGAAACUGUAUGGAGCCCAGCGUUGUGGGAAUGGGUAUGUGGAGGAGGGCGAAGAGUGUGACUGCGGAGAGGUACAGGAGUGUGUGAACCCAUGCUGUAAUGCCAAUGACUGCACACUGAAGCUCGGAGCACGGUGUGCCCACGGAGUCUGCUGUAAAACAUGUCAGUUCCAGUUGGCUGGGACUAUUUGCCGGGAUGCUGCUGGCACAUGUGACCUGCCGGAAUACUGCACGGGUGCCUCUCCCUACUGCCCCUCGAAUGUUUACCGCCUGGACGGUUCAGACUGUGAUGGUAACCGUGGAUACUGCUACACCGGAAUGUGUCACUCUCACCAGUUACAGUGUGAACAGCUCUGGGGCCCAGGUGCCCGGUCUGCCCCUGCUGUUUGUUUUGAAGAGGUGAAUGUAGCCGGGAACAAUUAUGGAAACUGUGGGAAGGAUCUGAGCGGGAACUUUGUGAAGUGCUCGAAGAGCGAUGUCAUGUGUGGAAAAAUACAGUGUCAGAGCUCAGCGAAAGGCCCCAAGGAAUGGAACACGGUUCCCAUCGAUACCACGGUCCGAGUGGAGGGCAGGGAUGUGAAAUGUCGUGGUAUCUUUCUGCACAAAGAGGACCUGCCUGACCCUGGCCUGGUCAAGACUGGCACCAAAUGUGGAGAUGACAAGGUCUGCCUGGACAGACGCUGUCAGAACGCAUCGCUCCUGGGUGUGAGCACGUGUUCGGAGAAAUGUCACGGACGUGGCGUCUGUAACAGUAAUAGGAACUGUCACUGUGACCCUCGGUGGGCCCCGCCACUCUGUGAUCAAGCCGGACUUGGGGGCAGUAUCGACAGCGGCCCCAUCCUCCCUGACGACCAGAAAGCUCUGCUGAUUGGGCUGUUAUUCAGUUUCCUGUUACUGAUCCCGGGGAGCCUGCUCUCGGUGUUCUGCUGUUCCAGGCACAGAGCAGCCAUCCGCGUUCACUGGCUGAACUGUUACAGGCAACCAGCUGUGGCAGACAGAACUGUCUCACGGAGAGAUGAAGCGAGCUCACAGCCUGGUCUGUGCCUGAGGAUUCUGAGCGGGCUCUCUCCAAGGGAGCUGGAUCAGGGCCAGUACCUCCCUCGGAGCCCAAGGCCUGGGGACAUGGCCAGUGCGUCUGCCGGCAGGGCCCAGCGCCCACAUCCCAUCGGCAGGGACCAGGACAAGCCAGUGCGGCCUCCGGCUCCCACAGGGACAGUGUUCCGCCAUCCCAGCAAUCCCAAAGGGCGGCCAGGGAAAGCCGACCCUCCCCGGAAACCGCCCCCACCAUCACUCCCACGCAGACAGGCCUCACAGACUACCUACUGCCUCGUCCCUCAGCAGCUCCCGGACCACACUCACUCAUCUCCGAAGAGACCUUCUGGGGUACGGCCUCGUGUUGCUGAAGCUGUUGCUCUGUUCUCCUCUUCACCAGCGAGGACCGUGACUGGAGGACAACCUGGGAAACACUGACCAAUCAGAGAUGAGGUACUGAUGGAAACAUCCGGAUGGAUAUGGAGAGAUUCGGAUUGGAGCAGAACUGUCUAGUGUGGGGCAUGUGAGAGAAAUAUCUGGAUGGGGGAUCUGGCUGUGGAGUUGCGGGGGGAGGAAUCCUAUUCUUGGUGCCCCCCCCCCCCCCCCCCCCAUUGGUAAAGUGACUCUACUGCUUCAGCGGCCAUUCGUUUUUCAGUCACCGUGGGGACGAGGUGGCUGAGUGAUAUUACUGCUAGCCUAUUAAUCCAGAAAAUCAGUGAAUGGCCUGAGGGCCUGGGUUCAAAUCCUCCCACUGCAGGUCCUGGAAUUUGAAUUAAAUGAAAAUUGAGAAUUAGGAAUCUAGAAUAGAAUCCCGACAGUGUGUAAACAGACCCUUCAGCCCAACAAGUCCACACUGCCCCUCUGAAGACCAUCCCACCCAGACCCAUUCCCCUAAUUUCCCACGUCAAACCCACCUAAUCUACACAGCCCUGAACACUAUGGGCAACUUAGCAUGGCCAAUCCACCUAACCUGCACAUCUUUGGUCUGUGGGAGGAAACCCACGCAGACACAGGGAGAACAUGCAAACUCCACACAGACAGUCGCCCCAGGAUAGAGUUGAACCUGGAUCCCUAGUGCUGUGAGGCUGCAGUGCUAACCACUGAGCCACCAUGCUGCCCUAAUGGCCAUGAAGACAUCAUUGAUUGUCAGAAAAACCCAUCUGAAGGAAAGUACCAUCCUUACCUGGUCUGGGCCUACAUGUGACUCCAGACCCACGGCAAUGUGGCCAACUCUGAACUGCCCUCUGGGUAAUUACAGAUGGGCAAUAAAUGUUGCCUGAUCAGCAACACCCUCAUCCCGUAAAUGAACUAAAAAAAACACAAAAGAAGAUAUUUUUCAAUGUGGACCCAUCAUCUGCUGGCUUUCGUUUGUUAAUUCACUUCCAGUUUGUCUCCUUUCAGGCCAAGAGAUGCCAGGCCUCCCAGAUCAGUGAUUAUUAUUAUUUAAUAAAAAUAAAUCCCUUUACAAUGGAUACAGUUUCUGAAAAUUCAUUUUCAAACUGCUACAGAUUUUACAAACACUUUAAUGAAAUUCCAACUUCUCCUUAUGGCCCUGCUUCAGGGUGCAAGAUCAUGUCACUGGCUAAUCUUCAGAAUGUGUCGUGCUGUCUCAGGGAGCUGCUGUUAGAUUGUGAUUAGGUGCUUGAUUGCUAAAUAAUCCUGUGUCUGUCUGUCUGUGUGUUUGUGCGUGUGUGUUUGUGUGUGUGUGGCUCUGUGUGUGUGUGUGGCUCUCUGUGUGUGUGUGUGUGUGUGUGUGUGUCUGUGUGUGUGGCUCUGUGUGUGUGUGAGAAGAAUAAUGCUGGCCCCCAACUUCAGCAGUCACAGGUUGUAGAGUGCGGUGACAAUGGUGCCCUGUUUAUUACAGACAGAAAGAAGUUGUAUAUUCAUUGUUCUUUCACGGGACGAGGGUGUCGCUGGUUAGGCAGCUUUUAUUAACCAGAGGGCAGUUCAGAGUCAACCACAUUGCUGUGGGUCUGGAGUCACGUGUAGGCCAGACCGGGUAUGGAUGGCAGUUUCCUUCCCUAAAGGACAUUAGUGAACCAGAUGGGAUUUUCCCCGACAAUUGACAAUGGAUUCCUGGUCAUCAUUAGAUUCUUAAUUCCAGACAUUUUAUUGAAUUCAAAUUCCACCAUCUGCCAUGGCAGGAUUCGCGCUCGGGCUUCCAGAACAUUAUCUGGGUCUCUGGAUUGGUGAUGGUUAUAGCCUGGUAAUUGUGUGGCGCGAAUGUCACUUGCCAUUUGUCAGCCCAAGCCUAGAUAUUGUCCUGAUCUUGUUUCAUGUGAACACGGACUGUUUCAGUAUCUGAGGAGUCACGAAUGGUGCUGAACAUUGUGCAAACAAGGCUGGGCGUCCAUGAGGUGCUGUGGGCCAUCAACAGCAGCAGAACUGUACUCCAGCACAAUCUGUAACCUCACGGCCCGGCAUAUCCCUGACUCCACCAUUACCAUCAAGCCAGGGGAUCAACCCUUGUUCAAUGGAGAGGGCAGGGGGGUGCCCAGGAGCAGUACCGGGGCAUACCUGAAGACGAGUGACCCUUCCUCAGAGACUUAGUUCUGACCUGCUGAGCUUUUCCAGCAACUUCUGUUUUUGGUCCUGAUUGACAGCAUCCGCAGUUCUUUUGGGGUUUUUUUAAACAUUUGGCCAUGGUUUCAUUGUCAUCAUUAUCAUCUUAAUCCUUGAUCUUUAUUGAAUUCAAAUUCCGACAUUCUGUCAUGGAAGAAUUUGAAUCUGUGUCUCCAGAACAUUACAUGGGUUCCUGGAUAAUUCCUCAGGCUUCCCUUCAGCACUCUCAAAAGGACAAACAAAAAAAGAAGUACAGCACAGAACAGGCCCUUCGGCCCUCCAAAACUGUGCCGCUAUUCUAACAAAUAAACCUGCCUUUAUUUGGUCUGUAUCCCUCUAUUCCCUCCCUAUUCAUGUCGCCUCUUAAAUAUCACAACAUGCCUGCUUCCACUACCUCUUCGGGCAGUGCAUUCCAGGCUCCUACCAUUCUCUGUGUGAAAAACUUCCCUCACACACCUCCCCUAAACUCUCUCCCUCUGACCUGUUCCCCCUUGUCAUUGUCCUGGGAAAAAGCCUCUGACUAUGCACCCCGUCUGUACCCCUCAUAAUUUUGUAGAGCUCUCUCAGAUCUCCUCUCAACCAGUGAAAACAAUCCUAGUGCAUUUUUCUUACCAAAUUGUAUAAAAGUUGUGUUCCCCUUCGUUGGUAUUCUUCUGAAACGUCCUGAUGAGUACAAGCUGAAAAGCUGCAACAAAAUAUGUCAUUUCUGAGCCGUACUGCAUCUGUGUACUGCCAUGUGAGUGCACAUUGAGAUUGAUGCUUUGGUCGGCCUUUCUAAUAAAUUACAAGAAAGCUAGCCUUCAAUGAUGGGUAGUUCAAACAGCGAACGUCCCAGCUGUGAGACACAGGCAUCAGGUGCAGGGUUCCGAUUUGAACACGGAGCUGCUGUGUGUGUUGGGGUUCCAGAACCAUCUCUGUUUUAUUCAGUAGGCUGUGUCGGCACUUUAAGAGAAUGGGUCAGGGGAGCCAGAGGUGGGAGAUUGUGAGGGGCAGUGUAAGAGUGACAGCAGAGCCGAGAGA